GGGAGCUCUUCCGGGUCAUGCAGUCGUGUUUACGAAUAAGCCCUGCUGCAUUACAUAAUCUCUCAUCGAUGGUGUAAUCCUUCGCUUCAGCCUCCUUUUACAGCUUUACUGCGGUACUUUAUAGAUGAUUAAUGGGUCCAAACAGGAUCUACAUCAGUGUGGGUUAUGCCACGUUCGGCAUGUUGGUGGGAUUUUCGGCGUUUAUCGUGUGGAAUGUGGUUUAUAAGCAGCCGUGGACGGCGGCGAUGGGCGGAUUGUCAGGAGUUCUGGCACUCUGGGCACUGGUCACCCACAUUAUGUACAUCCAGGACUACUGGCGCACAUGGCUGAAGGGACUCAAGUUCUUCAUGUUUGUUAGUUGCGUCUUCUCCCUCCUGGCUGUUGCUGCUUUUGCCACAUUCAUAGCUUUAUCUGUUCUAGAAAAGCAAUCACUAAUUGACCCCAAGAGCUUCUAUCUGUCAGCUGUGUGGAGCUUUGUGACUCUUAAAUGGGCCUUCCUGCUGGGCAUGUACUCCUACCGUUACUAUCAGGAGUUUGCUGACAUCAGCAUCCUCAGUGACUUUUGAUUGGCUCCUUCAUCUGUAAUAGAUUUGUAGUUGCCAGUCGGUGGCUUCACCUGCCAAUGUGGAGAUGGAAGGUUGGAUGGAUGGAUGGAUCUCCUUUUUAAUACCGUCUUACGGCCUCUUUGCUUUCACAGAAAAGACUCAAAUGUCAUCCCCUCCUUCCCUUAGAUCCAUGCCCUGGAGUAAGAAGUCAGUGAAUGUCUGCGAUCUGCCUCUUUUCUGUCAUUUUGAGUUAAUGGAGGAUUUAUUAUUGACAUUGGAUAAAGGUAUGUGAAGUGUUUUUGAAGGCAGUUGAUACACUAGGAUUUGCUCACAGGUAGUUGUUACUUUGCUCAGGGCAAUGUCGCUCCAAAAUGUCAUAUGUGAAAUGAAGGCUUUCCUUCACUGUCAGAAAAAAAGCACAAAAAUUGUAUAUUUAGGGGUGCAACAGCUUGUCACUGGGACCUUGUCUACCUCUUUAUAAGAGUGCAUAUUAGUACCUGAGAGUGAUGAUAUGCAUUCCUAGGGUACCACUAUAAACCCUUUUGGGUGAAUAUGGUCCAAAAGUCUCACUUUGAAGGGACUGCUGUAGUGACAAGGUACAAUUUUUGCAAAUGUUUUUUUUCUCAGAGUAUAGAAUGAGUGUAUGAUGAAGGAUUUUCACCGCUGUAUCAAGGGCUUUCAGCCAGUAAUGGUGGAAUUGACUUUGAUUUUAUGUUACUAUUGUUUUCAGACAUAGACAGUGUUCUUUAUUGUUUGCCAUAUGUUAUUUCUUUUUAAAUGUUGUUUAUACUGAGUUCUAUUUAUUACUGACUGUGUUCGGAACUGCAUACUAACAUACUUGUACUUCUGCAGUAUGUACAUUAGCAUUUAAAAGUAAAGGAUUUUUUUUUUUUUUUUUUGAUGUUUAUGAAAGAAGUAUCUUAUGCUCACAAAGGCUGCAUUUAUUUGGUCAAAAAUAGAGUAAAACAGUAAUAUUGUGAAAUAUUAUUACAAUUUGAAAUAACUAUUUUCUGUGUAGUGUAUACUGAAACAUCUGAACAGUUCUCCCAAGAUUUAUGCACAGGGCACUAUAUCUCACAAUGAAGUGCAUAUGACUUCAGCGUGAUGAGUAGUGAGAAAUGUUAGCCUUUUUAACAUGUUGGUUCAUUAUUUGAUCAGACUACUAAAAGUCAAGACAUCCAAAAUAAUUAUAGACAUUAUUACUCACUGAAAUGUGACAAUGUAGCAUUCUAAGUUUACUGGUGCACAAUGCAUUCUGUUUUGCACAGUUUGGCAGUAGUAUUCAAUUCCGAACUUUACCAAUGAUGCAUUUUUAUUAUGCAGUUCCUCUGUUUGCCACUAGUGGGGGCGAUGGAGCAAUUGAAUGAAUGACUAACUGGUGCUCAGUCCUCUGCAGAUAAGUUUUUAGUGAAAUAUUAUUACUUAAUUGUAUUAAGUUAAAACCAUGAGCUGGAUUCACCACAUUUUUGAAAACGUAAUAUGUUAUGCCAUAUGAAAUGUUACUUUUGGAUUUUUUUUUGCCAGACAAAACAAAUAUCUGUUUAUGUUGUAAAAUUCAUAUGCUUUGUUCAUUUAUAAGAUGAGUGCUCUGUCUCUAUGUGUGUUGAGCAGAUGUUAAGUAUGGCUGCUUGGGUCUGAUUUGUGAUAAUUUGCAGAUGUUAAAGGAAUAGUUCUCUCAAAAUUCUGUCAUUUAUUCACUGUCAUGUCAUUUAAAGUUUCAAUUUUAAACCCGUUUGUUAUACAGUACAAAAAAGAAGUAGACCAUACAACUCAUAAUAGCUUUGUAUGAGAAACAACUAAAAUUUUAUUCAUUAUUAAAUGAACUUCUCUUGUGUGUCCCACGAGACAGAGAAAAAAUAUAUAUGUAAUGAGGGUGUGUAAAUCAUUUUUAAAAAAAUUUGGAAACCAUUUCAUUUUUAGGAGCCAAAAAGUAACAAAAACAGAUUACUUUGCACUAGAUUGCAUAUAAAUGUUAAAUGUAUUAUUUGUUUAAAUGAGAAUAAGGGGUCACCUUCAAAAUGAUGAACCUUUAUCUACAAUAUUUCACUCUAUAGCAUGUAUGUAAAGCAGUUUUGUACCAUAUUGCUUAAAACUUUGCACAGUAUGUGUUACAUUGGGACACUUAAAGGGGAUUAAACUACUGCUGUUUUAAUCUA
Messenger RNA from Cyprinus carpio (common carp), 2701 nucleotides. RefSeq names its product heme transporter hrg1-B. Lineage: Eukaryota; Metazoa; Chordata; Actinopteri; Cypriniformes; Cyprinidae. Gene Ontology annotation, biological process: heme transport. Gene Ontology annotation, cellular component: lysosomal membrane; plasma membrane. The record is from RefSeq and is a predicted model, not a curated record. Gene Ontology annotation, molecular function: heme transmembrane transporter activity; heme binding.